AUGCCGACACGUCGCGCUUCUCGAACGAGUACCUCUACAAAAGUCAGGAAACCUGUCAAUAAGCAAGUUCCAUUCCGCAAGAAGGGACCUCCCAUUGCGGAAUGGGACCGGGUGAAGCCUCUGGUCAGGCGAUAUUAUAUCGAGGAAAGAAGGAAGCUUGCAGAAGUUCGGACAUUGUUGUUAAAUGAGCACAAUUUUGAUGCAAAAGAACACAUGCUGAAAGAGAGGUUGACUCAGUGGGGAUUCAGGAAGAAUUUCAAAAAUGCCGAACACGAAGUUGCAGCAAAAGAAGCAAAACGUCGGGCAGACCUAGGCCUGAAGCUCCCAGUAGAUAUGGACUUUGACGGCAAACCAUGUGCUUGGGACCGCGUGUAUCGUCAUUUCGGCAAACAGUACGGUUGCUCGUCGUUGGGGCCCGGCUCUCAGUGGGAUGCACUCAUUUCUAAGGUCGCCCUGAAAACAUCCAUCGACGACCACAACAUCGAGAUGUCGUUAAUUGAGUUGAAACGCUACUGGUCUGUUACAAUCACACGAAACGAAACCCUCGCCUCAAUCAGGGCGAGCCGUAAGGCUGCGCGGGUUAGAUACAACCCUGUCCAUCUCGAAGUCAGACUUCUUGGGGCGCUUGAUCUACUGAGAAAUGGCCGUGCCGAUCAGGGGUGGCGAGAGAUGAGGCAAAUGUGCGCUGCUGUGUUCAAUGUCAUCAAACUCCAGGAACCAAGCCUCCUUCUAGCCGUUGUUUCCAUUUUUUCGUCCAGCUUGUGGGUCGACCACCCCGAACUGUAUAUCGUUGUCGCCAAACACUUUCUAUCUGCCUGCCACGUGUACCUGAAAGCGACGCAUCCCUUGAUCAGCGUCUUAACAACGCUCAUCAAUCUACCACUGGCUUCACAAAUUGUCGACGACUUCACAGGGCUGGCUUAUCAAGUGAUGGUGGAUACUUCAGAAGAGCACAAGGACCAGGUCAAGCUUGAUAGCUACUACAUAUGUUCCGUGGAAGAGUAUCUCAUCGCAAAGCUUGCCAGAAAAUUGGACCGAUCUAAAGCUUACGAGCUCGUCCAGACGAAAUACUCCCACUAUCGCCGAGCUCUUGGCCCCCGAAGUAGCCACACUCUGUCGACGCAACUUCAUCUGGCAAAGAUGUACCUAUUUGAUGCUGCAAGGACGCAGGGGCCAGAUGCAAAACACCGAAGAGAGAUCUCUGAGCAGAAAGGGAAGAAGAUUUUGUCUGAGAUUGUCAAACAGGGGAAGAAAUACCCCAGGGACCGCUAUCGCACAGGCGCAUACUGUAUUGCUGCACAGGAUCUUGCCCGUCAUCUUUUUGCACACCAAGACUACAGAGGCGCGCAAAAGUACUACUGUCUCGCAUUGCUUUGGGCCUCUAACCAAUUUGACCGCCCUCAUCCAUUUAUUUCACUUAUCCUGAGAGAGUUCGACGCCCUCCAGAAAAUGGGAGAACUGGGUCUCGUCGACAUUGAAAUGCCGAAGAACGAACAGCACAACCAAUGUGGAGAUAAGGCUCGAGCGCAGUCGUGUCAAGAGAUGGAGGCUUGUGAAGUAUCGUGCAACGCGCAGUUUGAGUCUGUGGAAAGUAUCGAGUCCGAGGGACUUCUUGAAGUCAGGUCUAUUUCGCAGAGCGAGCCCACUUUGCCUUCGAAUUUCACUUCUGGCGCUACACAUGACAGCGGGACUGGGGUGAUCGAUGGAAACAUGUCCACAGGAUCCAACCCUUUUGUCCACACGACUGAGGAAGACUUCUGGGCCCAGUACAUGCAGGGCACAGAUGACUCUUGUGCAGAUGGUCUCCACAUCACGGCACUCGAUGAUUUUUAG
Fonsecaea nubica is the source of this 1833-nucleotide messenger RNA. RefSeq lists its product as hypothetical. The transcript is spliced from 2 exons. Bases 1 to 1833 code for a protein of 610 amino acids. The record is from RefSeq and is a predicted model, not a curated record. NCBI's taxonomy places the organism in Eukaryota, Fungi, Ascomycota, Eurotiomycetes, Chaetothyriales, Herpotrichiellaceae.